Poeciliopsis prolifica (blackstripe livebearer) is the source of this 2357-nucleotide messenger RNA. RefSeq names its product core 1 synthase, glycoprotein-N-acetylgalactosamine 3-beta-galactosyltransferase 1, like a (gene c1galt1la). Bases 471 to 1805 code for a protein of 444 amino acids. Gene Ontology annotation, molecular function: N-acetylgalactosaminide beta-1,3-galactosyltransferase activity. The record is from RefSeq and is a predicted model, not a curated record. Gene Ontology annotation, cellular component: membrane. Lineage: Eukaryota; Metazoa; Chordata; Actinopteri; Cyprinodontiformes; Poeciliidae. The transcript is spliced from 3 exons.
UUUUUUUUUAACAAAUGACAUAAAAUUGCACUCAUUAUUUGUUUUCACUUUCUUUUCUUUGUCUUUAUUGUUUGUCUGUUUGACCUAAAGAAAUAGUCAUCCAUUGCUACUAUACCUUGGGACAAUGAGACAUUGCUUACACACCAAUGACCUUUUCAUGUUUAUUUUAAUUUUAUUCUCUAGAGCUUAGGGGUCCAACGUAAGGUACAGUUGUGUCAGACCAAGACAAAAAGCUAACUUUAUUUUUAAAUCCUGAGCUGCACCUGAACAUGGCUUGAUAAACAACUAAACUUAUUUCAUAGUUCUACCCAGAGUUCCAACCAAAGGCAUCCUGGUGUUUGGAUCACUAAGGAGGCUGAGUGAUCUGGUGCAAAACUACAGAACGCUCUAAAGACGCGUCACCAUAUCUUAUUGUCCAUUGAACUCUUUAUGGAAUAGAGAUUUGUUUUUAAUACUGCUGAAAUAAUGAGAUGCUUAUCAAUCUGAUUAAAGUGUGCUUUUGGUCCAUGCAGGCAAGCUAUAAGUUGGGACUUUGCAGAACAGGAGAGAUUUUUACCAUGAAGGGUCCCAGCUCCAAAUGGGCCUUCUCACUGGGCUUCGUGGUGGGAACCUGCAGCAUGUACUUCUUCCUGCAUCAGGUGUGGUUUGAGCAAAGCUACCCUGUGCUCUCUGAGGCUCAGGAGACAGCCACAGCAGCAGCGGAGCGGCCAAGCAUUUGGAGGAGAGAAGGAGGGGCGCUCAUCAACCUGCUCCACCCUCACCAAGCUGGUGCUGUGCAUGCAUGUUGUGAUGAAGACAGCAAGGUGGCAGACAUGCUGUUUCAGAGGGUUCGCAUUCUCUGCUGGGUAAUGACAAGACCAUAUAACCUCCAGAGCAGGGCCAGCCAUGUCCGAGCCACCUGGAGUCGGCGCUGCAACAUUGUGGUGUUCAUGAGUUCCGUGGAAGAUCCCUCCUUUCCCACUGUGGGGCUGGGCACCAAAGAGGGCCGCGACCAGCUCUACUGGAAAACCAUCCGAGCCUUCCAGUAUGUCUACAAGCAUCACGUGAAUGAAGCAGACUGGUUCCUUAAAGCUGAUGAUGACACCUUUGUGGUGGUCGAUAACCUGCGUUGGCUUCUGUCCAACCACACUCCUGAAGAGCCCAUCUAUUUUGGUAAACGCUUUAAGCCGUACACCAAACAGGGUUAUAUGAGUGGAGGUGCGGGGUACGUGCUCAGCAAGGAGGCCCUUAGAAGAUUUGUCGAAGGUUUCCGGACCAAGGCUUGCACACACACCACCCCUGUUGAAGAUCUGGCCUUGGGUCAGUGUUUGGAGAAGAUGGGCGUUCUGGCAGGGGACUCCAGAGACACGUUGCAUCGGGAAACGUUUCACCCGUUUGUGCCGGAGCACCAUCUCACCACAAAGUUUUCCAAGAGCUUCUGGUACUGGAGUUAUUGUUUCUACCCGAUUGUUGAGGGUCCACAGUGCUGCUCGGACCUGGCUGUGUCAUUCCAUUAUGUGGAAGCACAGCUGAUGUAUACUCUGGAGUAUUACACCUACCACCUGAGAGCUUAUGGCUACGUACCACGCUACCUGCCCUCCGUGCACCGCAGGCCGAGACUGCACCCGCAGACGAAGAUGGCCGCUGCUGUGGGCGUUAAAGUGUCUCAGGAGGUGAAGGACACAACCAAUAGCACAGCCCCUGCUCUGCUUGUCAACAGAAACCAAACCAUAGAACAGACACUAGCAGAGAGGGGCAGGAAAGAAGAUGGCGAUUUUAAUUUACCCAUAAAUAAGACUGUAAGCACACAAGGCAGCCAUCACUGAUUACAGAUGCUGCUGAUGAAUCUUCAAGUGCUGUUUAUCAGAUCUGGUUGCAGCUUCUUCCACACCAUGACAAGGUGAUCAAAGGCAGGAUGGAGAUUUUUUGAACUCAAAAGGUUUGCUGCUCUGUGAAGUAUAUUGGCCACGGUAAUAUUAUAAUACCCCCAUGGAUAUAAUCUCAGAAUAUUUCCCAGUAUUUCUCAGACAGCGCUCCCAGUGGGAGUGGAGACAAAUUAAUUGUGGCUCAGUGGCAGCUGCGUAUUGCCUGGGUAUAUUUCUACCUAAUGUAAAAACAUGCUUUUUGCCUAAUCAUGUUUGACUGCGCCUGGGUGUGUGACCCAAUCAGCGAUUUUUGUAGUGACGCAGAAACAUUUUCACUUAUGUCAUCAUUACUUUUAUUACAUUUUUCUUAUUAAAAUAAAUAGAUAAGCAGUACAUUAUGAAACUGUGAAGUACCCAGGAUUUUUAUUGACACUGAUUUUAAUUGAUGCUCAACUUAUUGCACUAUUUUAACCUUUUAAACCACAUGCACAAAUAAACUUUGAAAUAUUGUGA